UUUUUUCUCCGGAUAGUCUAUCAUCUAUGACAGCUUGACAUAACCUAUUUCUUUUGAAAAGCCAAGCUCUGACAAGCGAAGGCAAUAAAAAUGACCAAUUCCAAAGGUUAUCGACGGGGUACAAGGGACUUGUUCGCCCGCAGGUUCCGCACCCAUGGAACCAUCCCGCUUUCCACUUACAUGAAAGUUUACAAAGUCGGCGACAUCGUUGACAUCAGAGGAAAUGGUGCAGUUCAAAAGGGUAUGCCACACAAAGUAUACCAUGGCAAGACUGGCCGUGUAUACAAUGUCACCGCACAUGCUCUCGGAGUCAUCGUAAACAAGAGGGUGCGAGGCAGAAUCAUCCCCAAGAGAAUAAACAUCCGUGUUGAGCAUGUCAAGCACUCAAAGUGCAGGGAAGACUUCCUGAAGCGAGUCAAGGAAAACGAGAGGCUGCUGAAGGAGGCAAAAGCUGCUGGCAAGACUGUCAAUCUCAAGAGACAACCCCAGCCACCCAGAGCUGCACAUAUUGUGAAAGGACUCGAGAAGCCUGUCCUUCUUGCUCCAAUCCCAUAUGAAUUUGUAGCCUAAUGUGAAUAAAUUAUAAGU
Molecule: messenger RNA, 588 nt
Organism: Aricia agestis (brown argus)
Lineage: Eukaryota; Metazoa; Arthropoda; Insecta; Lepidoptera; Lycaenidae
Gene: RpL21
Product: 60S ribosomal protein L21
Exons: 3
Coding region: 91-570 (159 amino acids)
Biological process (GO): translation
Cellular component (GO): cytosolic large ribosomal subunit; ribosome
Molecular function (GO): structural constituent of ribosome
Source: RefSeq, a predicted model, not a curated record